This is a messenger RNA of Sporisorium graminicola, 498 nucleotides long. RefSeq lists its product as uncharacterized. The transcript has a single exon. NCBI's taxonomy places the organism in Eukaryota, Fungi, Basidiomycota, Ustilaginomycetes, Ustilaginales, Ustilaginaceae. The record is from RefSeq and is a predicted model, not a curated record. The coding region runs from base 1 to 498 and encodes 165 amino acids.
AUGGGACGGGCACUGGUGAUCUUUCUUGCAUCAAUCGCCCUUUUUGCGUCGUCGAGUCGCUGCUCGGGUCUGGCUCCCACGGAGCUGGAACGGCUCCUUGACCAGGAUUGGUCUGUCAUCGAGAGGCUCACCGCCGCUCCCGCGGCUUCUACUUCGACCCAGAAUCGCGUGGCCGUCAACCAUCCUGACUCAGAUAAGCUUGUUCGAAACAUCCUCGAAUCCCCCGACGCCAGGCCGCAAGAACCUAAGUUGCGCGCAAUCCUUCCCCGGCCUUCAACAACGGAGCAUCGCUCAGAAGCCGCGGCCCAUGUGGUCGCGAGCGCAGGCCGCGCUGGAGGCCCCGCACUAGUCCGCUUCGCUGCCAUCGACCGCUCCGCCGAGCUCGCAAGCAUGCACGCUGCGCUCUACCGCUGGAACCCGAGCAUCUACAUGCAACGCAAAGUCAUGCCCCUGCUCGUGCUCGAUCUCCCUUCCGACGACUACAAGGCGUUCUACUAG